This is a messenger RNA of Fimicolochytrium jonesii, 1240 nucleotides long. RefSeq lists its product as uncharacterized. Lineage: Eukaryota; Fungi; Chytridiomycota; Chytridiomycetes; Spizellomycetales; Powellomycetaceae. The transcript has 4 exons. The coding region runs from base 200 to 1114 and encodes 304 amino acids. The record is from RefSeq and is a predicted model, not a curated record.
UUUUGUCCACAAAACGAUAGGUCAACAUGCCACUUUGCUCGUGCAAGUUGCAGAACUGGAAGAAAAGAAAGCAGAGCGCUUGGCAGCUGCGGCAGCACGGCUCAAGGAGGAGAAGCUCUUCUACCAGCGACAAUUCGAGGCAACCAUUACGCAGUCUCAGUCAGACUUCAUCUGUCGCCGUGCUGACGAGAGACGAAAAAUGCUUCGUGAAAUAAAUACCAAGCGGUGGAAAAUGGUGGAAGAGCGUCGCGCUUUGCAAAUAGCCGAACUAGGCUACCCGACAACCUUCCUACCAGAUCGGAGUUCCUGCUUGAAACGGCGGAAAUUCAUGAAGAAUGAGAUCAGUGACUGGAAGGUCGUGAUGGAGAAAGGCGGGUUCCCAUCUGCCACCGUGAGUGGGCUCACGAAGAGUGAGAUCAAUGAGGAUCUCGAAGUUCUUGGGCUCAUAACCAAACCGCCAGCUGCAGCACCCACAGCACCACCAUCACGCAAGAAACAUCAAUCCACCCACAAACCAUCAAAUACCACCAACGACUCAAUACCCAAAUCAUCCCCCGCGCGGACCCGCGAUGCCUCCAUACCGCAGGGCAACGACGAGAAGUCCAGCGGGAUCGUCACGAUACCGCGAAGCGUCGAAACGAUUCCCGCAAACUUGCAGCAAUACCAACAGCCACAUCACCACCCCCACCACUACGGACAACAUCAACACGGAUACCAGCACCAUCACCACUCCUCUUCGCCACCCCAACCCCACCCACACUCCCCACCCUAUUCCCAACACCACCACUACCCAAUACACCUCCCUCCACCACCAAUACAUCACCCCCCCACCUCCUCUUCCGCAGCAGCCGCCGCCGCCGCCGCCGGCAUACCACCACCCUACCUAUCCACCGACAUCCGCGUCGACGGCGAGACCCUUCGCUGCAACGGCCACGCCUUCCGAAAAUCGAACAAAGUCUACCUGCACGACAACGGGUCCAAACUCUCGGUCAAGAUUGUCGGUAUCACAAGUUCGGAGUUGAGCGUCCAACGCACCGAUGGGAGUAAGACGAAGAUUCCGUUGGAGGUGUUGGGCGAGGGGCGGAUGUGGUUGCAGCCGAAGGGGAAUGGGUAGUCGUAUUGCCAAACCACCAUCACAUACACCACAUACUGAACGUUGUGGUGUACGGUUGUAACACGCUUCUAUGUACACUAUGCAAAACGCGUUGAUCGCCCCAGCCCAUCCCUCACUGUCCAUUGC